Messenger RNA from Papilio polytes (common Mormon), 1610 nucleotides. RefSeq names its product venom serine carboxypeptidase-like. Bases 53 to 1435 code for a protein of 460 amino acids. Lineage: Eukaryota; Metazoa; Arthropoda; Insecta; Lepidoptera; Papilionidae. Gene Ontology annotation, biological process: proteolysis. Gene Ontology annotation, molecular function: serine-type carboxypeptidase activity. The record is from RefSeq and is a predicted model, not a curated record. The transcript has a single exon.
UUCCACGUUAAUUUUUUUCCGAGUCUCAAUGAGAGUUGACGUGUAAAAAGAUAUGGCGCGAUAUUUUAUAAGCUUAUUUAUUUUAUUCGAAGUGAUAGUUUCGAUAAAUUGUUUCUUGCAUCGUUAUCCAAAGUUAAAUAUUAAUAGUAAAGUGCACGGAGACCCUGGAUCACCUUUAUUUCUUACUCCAUACAUCGAGAGCGGCAACAUAACAGUAGCUAGGCAACUAGCUCGAGUACCAUUAACGGAAAGACUACAAAUAAAAAGCUAUGCAGGGUUCUUCACAGUUGACAAGAAAUACGACUCAAAUCAAUUCUUCUGGUACUUCCCAGCGAUGUUACCAAACAAUAAAGAUGCACCAGUUGUAGUUUGGCUUCAAGGAGGACCAGGAGAUUCAUCGUUAUAUGGCCUUUUCACAGAAAACGGACCAUUAAGAGUGAGUGAUAAAAAAAUUAAACUACGCAAAUACCAUUGGGCAAUAAGCCACCAUCUUAUUUACAUUGACAACCCAGUUGGUACCGGAUUUAGUUUUACAAAAGAUCCCAAAGGUUACUGUACUAAUGAGACACAGAUUGGUGAACAACUGUAUUCAACUAUCACACAAUUCUUCCAGUUGUUCCCUGAGUUGCAGGCGAAUAAAUUUUUUAUUACUGGUGAAUCUUAUGCUGGCAAAUAUAUACCAGCGUUUGCUUAUACAAUACACAAAAAGAAUCCAACAGCAAAGACUAAAAUUAAUCUAAAAGCUUUAGCAAUUGGCAAUGGUCUGAGUGAUCCGGAACAUCAGAUAGUAUACGGCAAACAUCUGUAUCAAAUAGGUCUAUUAGAUUGGAAUCAAGCCCAAGUUUUUGAAGAUUACGAAAAGAAAGGUAUUGAAUAUAUCCAACAGAAACAAUGGAGUAAAGCAUUUGAGAUAUUUGAAAAUCUUUUAGGUAAUAUAUUUCACAAUAUGACAGGUUUUGAUUUUUAUUUCAAUUACUUACAUACUAAAGAUUAUAUAGAUUUUGAAGAUUUCGGUCCUAUGAUACAAAAGGCGUUUGUAAGAAGAGCAAUACAUGUUGGUAACUUAACAUUCCACCAAGGACACGAAGUUGAAAAUUAUUUGAUAGAAGAUGCGAUGAAAUCUGUAGCUCCAUUGAUGACGGAGCUUUUGGAUCAUUAUUUUGUAGUCAUUUAUAGCGGCCAACUUGAUCUAAUGGUGCCUUAUACGUCAACAAUUAACUAUUUACGACAUCUCAAUUUUACUGGAUCUGAGGAUUAUAAGACUGCUAAAAGGUACCAAUGGAAAGUAGAUGGUGAGUUGGCUGGAUAUGUGAAGCAAGCUGGCAAGUUGGUGGAAAUUAUGGUGAGGAAUGCUGGGCAUAGGGUACCUGGAGACCAGCCUAAGUGGGCAUUAGAUUUGAUCACACAUCUAACUCAUGAGAAGAUGUUUUAUUAAUUUUGUACCUAACAAAAUGGUAAUGAUUCGUUUACUUCAUGUUUUAACACUCACCAUGACAUGUAACAAAAGGUUAUAAGUAAAUAGUGAUUGUUGUUUUGAUUUGUUUUGUUGAUAAAUUUGUAAAACUCAUUUUCAACUUGAAGGUAUAAUAAAGGCUGAUUUCAUUUUUACA